AGAGGAAAAUGACAACUUCCCGCGAGACAAGAGUAAAGCAGAGGGAAGGGCGAACAGUCACACGUGUCACCAGCCUUCACUCUGUCACACCCCCUGCGCACCAUGGCGGAGGGCAGGAGGAAGACAAUCAUGGAGGAACAAUUAGCACAGUAUCGCAAGAGGAAAAGGAGAGAGGAGGAGUAUGCAGCGCUGAAGCAAAAGAUAUGGGGCUACUUUGCUGCUGUUUUCACCUUCCGGAGGGCUGAGGUUGGUGGGCCAGACACUCACACAGCGCCUGGGGGUCCUGAAGGAGAGACGCAGGCUGACUCUUCCCGUCCUGCCACUAAUACUGGAAAUGUGAGGAGGAGGAAGGCCACUAUGAGAGAGGCCACCACCAUGGGGGAGGAGGAGGAGGAGGAGGAGGAAGCAACUCGUACACCCUAUACUAGAUUAGACUGGGCCAUGCUGUUUCUCAAGAUCCUUAUGUGGCUCCUGCUCCAGAAGGUUUUCAUCCUGUUAGAAUUUGGAGCAGUCUUCUUCAUUGCCAGUGCCUUCUUAUUUAUAUGGUAUAACUUGAGAAAUGAGCCCAAGAAGAAGGGAGAAGCAAGUGCUUACUCUGUGUUCAACCCAAACUGUGAGGCAAUUGACGGGACGUUCACCGCUGAGCAAUUUGAGCGUGAGCUGUUGCAUAAAAUGUGAUAUUACGUGUGA
Molecule: messenger RNA, 690 nt
Organism: Portunus trituberculatus (swimming crab)
Lineage: Eukaryota; Metazoa; Arthropoda; Malacostraca; Decapoda; Portunidae
Gene: Saysd1
Product: SAYSvFN domain-containing protein 1-like
Exons: 3
Coding region: 103-678 (191 amino acids)
Source: RefSeq, a predicted model, not a curated record